This is a messenger RNA of Lactuca virosa, 407 nucleotides long. Lineage: Eukaryota; Viridiplantae; Streptophyta; Magnoliopsida; Asterales; Asteraceae. The record is from the annotation of a GenBank genome assembly.
AUGGUGAGAAAGUAUGGUGAUGAGAUAUCCAUCACCGUCUUCUCACUUGAGGAACUGAGUUUUUCUCCACCUCCGGUCAUCGAAUCUGAUCAGAUCUUCCAAAACUGCAUUGAUACCAUGAUAAAUUUGACAGAAAAUUAUGUUAUGAAUGGGACUAGCUGCUGUGCACCCUUGUAUCAUAUCAACAUAGACAACAUAUUUUCUGCAGAGUUCAAAAUGGAGUUAUGGAGUUAAGUUAAAGUGAAGAAGAUUGAUGGGUUAAUUAAGAAUUGAAUUAUUGAUAAGUAUAGGGUUAGAAAUGAGGAUUUGAGGAUGAUAUUAUGCAUAUAUUUAUUAUAUAGUUGUACUAAAUUAAUUUGACUUGACAUAUGUGUUAACAAAAAUACAUUUGUUAUGUCUCCCUACCU